AUGAUGAUCGAGACGUUCGUUGGCAUGGCGCGGUAUUUGUCCUCGCGACACGACGACGACUGGAGCGACCGGCUGCACUACUCGAUCACCCCCAACAUUCUGCUCGCAUUCUCUGUGUUGAUCUCAUUCAAGCAAUUCGGUGGACGUCCAAUCGAAUGCAUGUUUCCCAACAAAUUUCCUGGAAGUUGGGAACAGUAUGCCGAAAACUACUGUUGGUCACAAGACACCUACUUUGUGGAACCGAAACAACAUGUGGAGCUGCUGAGACCCGACCAACGGUAUGCGACGGAGCGCCAAUUAUCCUACUAUCAAUGGGUUCCGUUCUUCCUGCUUCUUCAAGCUGCGUUCUUUCGAGCGCCAAGUUUCGUAUGGAGGUCAUUCUCCAAUCAUUCCGGUAUUCGAAUACAUGAAGUGGUAGGGAAAGCGAAGGAUGCGGCAAAUGUCGACGAAGAAGUACGGCAGAAGAACAUCACCAUUCUAGCUCGACACCUAGAAAACGCUCUUCAUUUUUACCGCGGAAUACCGAAACGACAGGGCAUCGUUAAAAAGACACUCCAAUGCUUUAACUACGAGUACUCGUCAGGAUUUGUGUCCAUCGCCUACCUCUUCAUCAAGGUUCUCUACCUCGGCAAUGUCGUACUGCAGCUGUGGUUAAUGAACUAUUUCCUUGGCACAAACAAGCACCAGUGGUAUGGUCUUGGCGUGAUCAAGGAUAUUAUCAACGGUGUCGAAUGGGAGUCAAGCGGGUAUUUUCCUAGAUCCGCUAUUUGUGACUUCGAGCUUAGCAGUCUGGAGCGUAACGACUCACAGUCACUAAGUGAGUCUCGAACUUUUCUAUAUAUUCCAAAGGAUGUCACCGCACUGCUCUCGUUGAUCGGAGUUGCUUUCGUACGAUCGUCAGUUUUGCGCAUUUUCAAAGCGAAGGGUGUUGCUUAUAACGUUCCAGAUUAUUCCACGAGCGUUGAUCGAUUCGUAUCUAACUAUCUUCAUCGCGACGGUGUUUUUGUCUUGCGUAUGGUCUCAUCACACGCCGGAAUCAUUUUCGGUAAAGAUCUCAUCCAUGCUUUGUGGAACGCGUUUUAUGGAAUUGAGAAGAAGGUAUCUAAACAAGAAUUCAGAUUUGCGAGCAUACAUACAAACUGCUACUAA
Messenger RNA from Angiostrongylus costaricensis, 1149 nucleotides. Lineage: Eukaryota; Metazoa; Nematoda; Chromadorea; Rhabditida; Metastrongylidae. The record is from the annotation of a GenBank genome assembly.